This is a messenger RNA of Misgurnus anguillicaudatus (oriental weatherfish), 3168 nucleotides long. RefSeq names its product LIM homeobox 4 (gene lhx4). Gene Ontology annotation, cellular component: nucleus. Lineage: Eukaryota; Metazoa; Chordata; Actinopteri; Cypriniformes; Cobitidae. The record is from RefSeq and is a predicted model, not a curated record. Gene Ontology annotation, molecular function: DNA-binding transcription factor activity, RNA polymerase II-specific; RNA polymerase II transcription regulatory region sequence-specific DNA binding; zinc ion binding. Gene Ontology annotation, biological process: neuron differentiation; regulation of transcription by RNA polymerase II.
UCCCGCCUCCUUAGGGGCAUUUUUGGGAUCGUCAUCACUUCCUUAUCGCUUUUUCUACUCACCUGAGAGCUCCAUCCGCACAAGUUCCCUCCCCUUCGGCUCCCGUCCCCGUCUCCCAUUGGCCCCCCUGGGUGUGACGUCACAACCGCCCCUGCAGUGUGAAUGAAUCAAGCGAGUGCGUGACACACGGCGAAAGAACUAGCGAACCCGAAGUCGCGAGCGAGCGCGCGACAGUUUCACGAGGAUAACAACAGGCGCGGGGACACUAAAAGGACAUCAUACUAGGAGAAAACCACUUCAAAAUUCGUGUUAUCUUAUGCGCGUGGGAGAUUAGGAGAGCUCCGUGUCGUUAGCGUGUGCAUGUGCGCGUUUUGUCGGGCUGGAUGAAAAUGAUGCAGAGCGCGGCGGUGUUGCCCAACGAGAGCGCGGUGAAGAGUCUCCCGGACAUCCUCGGCGUGCCACUGCAACAGAUCCCUCAGUGUGCAGGCUGCAGUCAACACAUCUUAGAUAAGUUUAUUCUGAAGGUGUUGGAUCGACACUGGCACUCAAAGUGUCUGAAAUGCGCAGACUGUCACGCGCUUCUGGCAGACAAAUGUUUCUCGCGCGCGGGGAAUGUCUACUGCAAAGACGAUUUCUUUAAGCGUUUCGGGACAAAAUGUGCAUCGUGCCAACAGGGGAUUCCCCCGACCCAGGUGGUCCGAAAAGCCCAGGAUUUCGUUUACCACCUUCACUGUUUCGCCUGCGUGAUGUGCAGCAGGCAGCUGGCCACUGGAGAUGAGUUUUACCUGAUGGAGGACGGAAGGCUGGUGUGCAAGGAAGACUACGAAACAGCCAAACAAAACGAUGAUUCUGAAACAGGAGCAAAACGUCCGCGCACCACCAUCACAGCCAAACAGCUGGAGACACUGAAAAGUGCUUAUAAGAACUCACCAAAGCCAGCACGACAUGUGCGCGAACAGCUCUCCUCAGAAACAGGCCUAGACAUGAGAGUAGUGCAAGUGUGGUUUCAAAACAGACGAGCGAAAGAGAAGCGAUUGAAGAAGGACGCAGGUCGCCAUCGCUGGGGUCAGUUCUACAAAAGUGUCAAACGCAGUCGAGGAUCGAGUAAAACAGAAAAGGAGAGCUCGGCGGAUGAUGCAGGACUCAGCGACAGUGAGCUUAGUUUCAGAGAAGACCAAAUCCUAUCGGACCUGGGUCAUACUAACAGCUUGUACGGAAGUGUCGGGGACGUCACCAAUGGCAACAUGCUAAAUGGGAGCUUUUCGUUGGAGGGGGGCGGGCAGCCUUACCAUGACCUGAGGGCGGGAAGUCCCUACGGCCUGCCACAGUCUCCCUCAUCCAUCACCUCCCUACCCGGCCACACCCCGCUGCUCAACAACUUAGGAUUCAACAUAGAUGGCAUCAUGGGUCCAGGAGGUCAGCCCAAUGUAGGUCAAGCUUUGAGAGCCAUGGCUGGAGGACCAACCUCUGACCUGUCGACGGGAAGCAGCACGGGUUACCCAGACUUCCCCACCAGCCCUGCCUCCUGGCUUGAUGAAAUGGACCACUCCCAGUUCUGAGGUCAAACUUUAAGGUCAUGAUGGCAAAAGAGACUUCAUGGACAUCUUCCCUUGAAAUGGCUGUGUCUGUGUGGCAAAGGGUGUUCGGUAUGCCUCAAUAUUAAUUUAUUCAACCAGCCGUCACCCGGGCUUGACUUCAGCCCGUGUGGUGAUAUGCUGAACGGCACACUGCUAUGAAAACUGAGCGACUCGUGGUGGAAUGUUCAAGCUGUAUCAUAAUUUUUUUAUUUAUAUUUUUUCAUUGUUCUCAAAACUGGAUUGGACAAUUUUCAGAUGAGAAAGACAUUGAUGUGAAAACCCCAAACCUCUCCAUCACUUAUAAAGCGCAACAGGAAGGACCGGACACCUUUCCAGCAACGGCUUUGGCUCUGGAGAUAUGUUUCUGCUUUAUUUUCUCCAUAGUGAUUUCAUAACUGGUAUCUAAAGCAAAAAAUUUAAGCGCUAAAAAGUAUAUGAUCUCUGUGGAGAAAAUAAAUGGGACUUCUAGUGUUGUGCUGUAUACUGGAACACAAUCAAAAUCAACCACGUUUUUGAGAACAGGGGUCUGUGCAUGUUCCUGGUCGAGGAGGAGAACCGUCCACAACAUUAGGAGCCUUUUGAAAUGAUAACGCACUUUAUGUUCCUCCUCGACUGCAUACAAGAGAAGAGAGGAGUGCACCAAGCAAGGAGAGAUAUUUAAACAAGAGGCACAAGUGUAUCUCUCCUACUUACAAGGGUUUGGGAUUUUAAUGGUUUUGACUGACUCAGUUUCUAAACAGCUCUAGUGGAGAUGAUGCUUCACAUUAGCAACAUCAGAGGUCUGAAGAUAAAGAUUAUUUUUAUUAAGGACGAAUCCGCAUGCACCGCUCAAAAUUUUCAUAUUGAUCUCUGGUCAGUAUUACCAUCAAUAUACUUUUAUUUCAUAAUGUCACUCCAUGAGAAAAGACAGAUAUCAUACAUGUAUUAGAAUAUGUCCUUUAUUUAUUUCAGAGCAGAUUUCAGAAUGUUAAUUUCACAAAAUAUUUGAGUCUGCAUUUUUAGGUUGCAGACUCACAUUAUUACAGACAAAUAGACUGAUCUGACAACAAGAUUAUUAACAAGCAAAUCCUGCGAAAGAGAAAUUUUAAACUGUUAUUUAUUCAUUAAUGAGUACCAACGUCAGUAUUAUGAAGAGCUGGAUUAUGGAAAAGAGGAUUGCAAGAUAUCCGAUAUUACUUGGUGAUAUUAGCUGCUGAUAGAACUGUAAUAAUAUGGGAAAGGUUUCCUUUUUUAAUUUGUCAACUGUUAAUGCGAAAUUUGGAGCCGUACAAUGGUACACAGGGGAUAGAUGACUGAUGCAGAUAAAAGUAAAUCUAAACUAACAAAGAGCAACAUGAAAACGAAAAUAACCACUGAGAAAUAUUGUUUUUGUUGAAACUACUGUGCGUUGCCUCUGAACUGUCGAGUCUUAUUGGCUGUAAAUUUUGUAAAGUCUCAAAAAGUGUCCACAGUCUUGUUUCAUGAGCACUAUUUAUUGCUAUGGAUCUUUGAAAAAAGAGCACUGAAUUUAGUCCUAUAUGCCUUCUGUCUAAUGGUAUGAAUUGUGUACAGUCAAAUCUAUAUGGAGAAAUAAAACCGAAUUGUCUUUGGG